CGGGACAAGUGAGCAAGUGCUCUUAAAAAGGACUAGAACAUGGAUCACAGUGAAACGCAAGCACGAUGACGGUUCUCAUCACUGGUGGUAAAGAAAAAACUGCUUCCUGCCUUACGCGCCUCCUGAAAGACAGAAGUAAACUAUUCCGCUAAAGAUCCUAUAGACGAGUUUCCCAGCCGUCGAUUCGAUUGGCUGGACACUGGGAUAUGCAAUACCAUGGUCAAAAGCAGAGGAAUGGAUAUGGUACUUUCGAUGAAAGUGUUCAGAAUCACAGAUUAGAUUGUCGAGGGAAGGGAAGACUGUUGAGCACGAGCAUCAUAGAACCAGGAGGUCCUGCAGCUGGUAAAGUCCAUGAGUAUCUUGUUAGGAUAGAAGUUGAUUAUUGUGUGCUCCGACCAGAAAAACUCUCCGGGCAAGAACUCCGUACAGUCACCACACAGAUAUCGGCACGAACAUCGCCUUCAUUGCCCUGUGUAUGAUAUUCUUGUCCUUUCAGUACCCCUUCUCACAGGUAAUCUUUCACUAAAUAAUGCAAGCUGUACAUUGAACAGGAUAACGACAAAAAAGUAGAAUAGAUGUCUUCGUCAUGGUUUUAC
This is a messenger RNA of Guyanagaster necrorhizus, 596 nucleotides long. RefSeq lists its product as uncharacterized. The coding region runs from base 207 to 479 and encodes 90 amino acids. The transcript has 2 exons. The record is from RefSeq and is a predicted model, not a curated record. NCBI's taxonomy places the organism in Eukaryota, Fungi, Basidiomycota, Agaricomycetes, Agaricales, Physalacriaceae.